Molecule: messenger RNA, 1286 nt
Organism: Larimichthys crocea (large yellow croaker)
Lineage: Eukaryota; Metazoa; Chordata; Actinopteri; Sciaenidae
Product: phenylalanine-specific permease-like
Exons: 7
Coding region: 473-1066 (197 amino acids)
Biological process (GO): L-ornithine transmembrane transport; L-arginine import across plasma membrane
Cellular component (GO): plasma membrane
Molecular function (GO): L-lysine transmembrane transporter activity; L-ornithine transmembrane transporter activity; L-arginine transmembrane transporter activity
Source: RefSeq, a predicted model, not a curated record
UGUUUGUUCUCCACACCAGCACCACCAGCUACAACAGCAGUGGACACGAGCUGGUCUUUGUUUUCUCGCUGUUGACAGCAGUCUGAACACACCAGCUUGGAAAUGGCUGGCAGAUAUAGUGGCAGACUUCUGCAAGAAGCAACCUGAGGCCACACCUGUUUCUAGGCAUCAGGAGUUUGACUGGUCAGGGUGGAAAUAUCAGAGUAAUUCACUCAGAGGAGUACGGAGCGCUGAUGAUUACAAAAUCACUUGUACCAAAGUGUUGCAGUUCAUUCGGACCCUGACCCGUAAGAAGCCACUGGAGCCAGAAGGGAUUCUUGGGUAUGGUGUGAAGGAGUCAUCAGUCCUAAAUACAGUUUUUACUGCAGUGAAUAUAGCUAUACUAGUUUUUAUCAUCAUCGCUGGUUUUAUAAAAGGAGACCUCAACAACUGGUACAUCACUCAGGAGGCUAUCCUGAACGCAACUUAUCACAUGGAGAACUUUACAUUGACACAGAAUGAAACCACUGACUUUGGUGUUGGUGGCUUCUUUCCCUUUGGCUUUGAAGGUACAUUAGCAGGAGCAGCAACCUGUUUCUAUGCCUUUGUUGGAUUUAACUGCAUUGCCACAACAGGGGAGGAGGUGCAGAACCCACAGAAAGCUAUACCUCUAGGGAUUGUUGUGUCCCUGUUCAUCUGCUUCUUGGCCUACUUUGGCGUGUCUGCUGCUCUGACACUUCUGAUGCCCUACUACCUGCUCGAAACCCACAGCCCUCUGUACCUGUGGCCUUUGAAUAUGUUGGCUGGGAGCCUGCAAAAUAUGCUGUGGCUCUGGGAUUCCUCAUUGCACUCUGAACAAGUCUCCUGGGAGUUAUGUUUCCAAUGCCACGAGUGCUCUUUGCCAUGGCAAGAGAUGGCCUGCUCUUCAAGCCUCGUCGUUACAUUGUUGUGGAUUAAGGCGUUCACAGAAUAUGUUCAAGAUGAUCAAGGAGAUACCCUGAAGUCCUUUUUUUGGAUUGACUUCCUGUCUGAUGUCUUCUUUGGCACAUGUUUUUACGCUAACAAUGGCUUUGAUACAGUAUGCUAACAGUGGUAUGUCUUGUACCUGAAAAUAUAUUAUAUACAUGUUGCCAUGCUAAGUUCUAAACCUCUUGUUUGUGAUUUUAUCCAUUAAUAGCUUGAUCAGGCAUUCAAGACUAUGUAAUCUUGAAUAUUAUUUUAUUAUAUGAUUGUUUUUGUCAGUAUUUGACAGUGAUGAUAAAUAAUUAUCUGUAUUAUGGAAUUUAAAUCAAUAAAAAAUAAAUGUU